GCUAGCGCGCGACCUGUACAGCGCGAGCUACAACAGCAAAACGGAUUUAUUCAUUCUGGGAGCGGAACCAAUUAGACAUAUAUUAAUUACAAAUACAAAUAAAGGCCGAGGAAACCUCCUUAUAAACUGAGAAAUCUAACCGUAUUAAUUUAUUAUUUGUUUAUUUUUUUGUUGACUGGAGCAAGUGGAACUAGAGAAUAUACACCGAUGCUAGUCGGAACUCGUACCGCGUUAGCCGCUUGUCAAUGCUAAGCUAACACGAAAAUUUACAUCCUGACCGGCCAGCGGUGUCAAGAUUGACUUUUCAUAUUUUAACUCUUGCAACGUAUUCUUUUUUUUGUGUGAGUGUGUGUAUCGUGCUGUCAUAUACAACCAGGAGGAAAAAGCGCCUCCGCAAACGAAGCUGUGGAGGGGGAAGAACGGAUAGCAUCUUCACCGGGCGGACGUCGCGCAUCCUGCCGGCCUGCGGAGAGGAGCGAUGGCCGAGGUCACAGCCCUCACCCCUUCUCCUCCGGCAAUGAUGGAUCAGCCAGCAGCUCCUUCUUCUCCUCCUCCUCCUCCUCUUCCUCCCUCUUCCUCCGCUCCCUCCCUCCCUGCAGAGUCACCUAAGCCUGUCGUCGCCCCCAAAUCCUCUUUGUACGGAGAUCGAGCCGUCAUGGCGGCCACCGCGUUAACACAGCCGGCUCUUAAAGAGAACUUUAUGCCUUUAUCACACUCCAGGGAGGUGACUUCAUCGCUUCCCGAGCAUCCUCCUACUUCUCCUCCUCCUUCUGUUCCAGCUGCUUCAGAUAGCGCUUGUCCUCCUCCUGACCAAGGUAAAGAAGACGUCCCCACAGAGCCCGGUCCCUCAACGCAGCAAAACAUCUCACCAGAAACGCCCGGAGGAGCGGCAGAUCCUGAAGCGCCGCCUUGUCCAGCGCAAAACCCAACAACACAACAACUUAAUCUGACCUCAAACUCUACAUCCUCGCCUCCUCAGUCUCCUCCGUGUAUCGCCCCCUUCGUCUCGGAUCCUCCCUCUCUCGUGGUCCCAGAUUCACCGGUGCUGUUUGUAGUGCCGCCUCCUGUGCAUUCAGGCCCCGCCCUGGACACGCUGAGCUACCUGGAGUCGGCCAGCAUGAUGUCGGGAACGCUGGAGUCUUUGUCGGGAAUCGGCGACGACGGAAGCUCGCUUGGGUCGGACUCGGAGCUCAACGGCCCGGUUAUGAAACGCACAGAUAAAUACGGCUUCCUCGGAGGAGCGCAGUACAGCGAUGGCAAUGCGGUGGAUGUCAGCGUGGAGGUGGCACGGCACAGAGAGAUGAAGUGGUUGGACAUGUUUAAAAACUGGGACAAGUGGAUCUCUCGUCGCUUUCCCAAGGUAAAGCUGCGCUGCAGGAAGGGAAUCCCGUCGUCUCUGAGAGCUCGGGCCUGGCAACUUCUCUCCAACAGCGAGGAACUUCUGAUGGCAAACGUCGGGAAGUUUGAGGAACUAGAAAGAGAGCCGGGGGAUCCGAAGUGGCUGGAUAUCAUCGAGAAAGACUUACACAGGCAGUUUCCCUUCCACGAGAUGUUUGCUGCUCGAGGAGGCCACGGUCAGCAGGACCUGUACCGUAUUCUGAAGGCAUACACCGUGUAUCGGCCGGAGGAAGGCUACUGUCAAGCUCAGGCUCCUGUGGCUGCGGUCCUGCUGAUGCACAUGCCAGCAGAGCAAGCGUUUUGGUGUCUGGUGCAGAUUUGUGAGAAAUACCUCCCCGGGUACUACAGCGCCGGACUGGAAGCAAUCCAGCUUGAUGGAGAGAUUUUCUUCUCCCUGUUGAGGCGGGUCUGCCCCAUGGCCUACCGCCAUCUGAAGAAGUUUAAGAUCGACCCCAUCCUCUACAUGACCGAGUGGUUUAUGUGCAUCUUCUCACGGACGCUACCCUGGUCCUGCGUCCUCCGUGUCUGGGACAUGUUCUUCUGCGAAGGGGUGAAGAUAGUGUUCCGUGUGGGGCUGGUUUUACUGAAGCAGAUGCUGGGUUCUGUGGAUAAACUACGAGAGCUGCAAGGAAUGUACGAGACCAUGGAGCGCCUGAGGAACAUCUCGCCAGACAGCAUCAAAGAGGAAAUACUGGUUCACGAGGUCACUGUUGUCCCUGUGACAGAGGCUUUGAUUGAGAGGGAGUGCACCGUGCAGGUGAAGAAGUGGCGCGAGUCUCGCGGCCCCCUGACGCACCAGCCGUGUCGCAGGCUCUACGGCACUCGAGACAUCCACGAGCAGAAGCGCCGCGCCGCCGCCAUCAGCUCCGGGGGGAGUCUGUCCUUCCUGGGCAGCUCCAUGUCCGCCCCACCACCCGGCCCCCUGCGCUCCUCUUCCAGCCUCCUCUCUCUCCCCGGCUUCCGGAAAUCCAAACUUCCAUUCUCUCACGGUAAAAAAAGCUCUUUUUCUGGUCCUAUCGGCCUAGAACCGCAGGUGUUUGGGGGUGGGACUCCUAUAAUGAUAACGAUGUCAUCUGGACCGCCACGCCCACUCGUUUCAGCAGUGGUUCCACCCACUAGUAGUGCAGGAGGACACAAGCCUAGUCCUUUAGCAACGAAACCUCCAACACCACCGAAAUCUCCAACCGCAGACGCCAACACAGCACCGAAACCUGCACUAGAACCAACGUCAGCACCGAAAUCUGGUCCAGAACCAAUAGCGGCACCAAAAUCCGAACCAGAACCAAUAACGGCACCAAAAUCUGAUCCAGAACCGUUAACGGCACCGAAAUCUGAUCCAGAACCGUUAACGGCACUGAAAUCUGAUCCAGAACCGUUAACGGCACUGAAAUCUGAUCCAGAACCGUUAACGGCACCGAAAUCUGAUCCGGAACCAACAUCAGCGGCAAAACCAGAACCAACAUUGCCAUCUAAAUCAGAAUCAACUUCCGCACCAAAUUCUGGGCCUACACCAGAAUCGGGACCAAAGCCCACACCAGCUUUAGCACUGAAACCCAGCAUGGAAUCCGCGCAUCCCCCGAUCCCGAACCAACUCCAGCCCCCCAGAGUCGUCUCGGAGCAAGUGACACCCACGAUCCCGUCUCCCACUGCCAACAACAUGCCCCUGCCGCCCUGUGAGGACGAGGGCAAGAAGAAGAAGAAGGGCAAGGAGGAAAAGAAGAGCAAAGAAGACAAGAAGAAAGAGAAGGAGGAGGAGAAGCAAAAGGCGCGAGAGAAAAAGGAACGAGACAAGGCGGAGAAGGAGAAAGCAAAGAAGGAAAAGGAGCGGGCCGAGAAGGACAAGAAAAGGGAGAAAGGGGGUAAAAAGAAGGACAAACCCGCGAGCGCCGAGGCGGAGGAGCAGAACGGAGCCGCGGCGGCCAAAAACAUGGCCUAGUUUUUCUGAACAAAGGAGACGAAUAGAGCACAAAGGAGGACGGGAUAACUGGAAAUAGAUCUUUACAGUCACGUCCAUUAGGAGAGAUAUUACACACACAGUCUGUAAAUAGAUCAAUAGGUCAUUAUUUAGUAAUUCAUCCCACUUUAAAACAUUUAUCCGAUCUGCCGGUGACCCGUAAUAGAGCUCGUCCUCAUCGUAGACUAACCAAGGAGCCCGUAUUUAUUAACGUCGUCUGUUAGCGUGUGCUGGUGCGUGUUUACGUGUUUGUGUCGUAGUCUAGCGGCGCUGUCCAGUGUUUCUGACUUCCAACCUGUAGGAGGCGCUCUUGCUGCCAUCCUUCAGGGAGAAACUGGAUAGAAGAAAAAAGAAAUAUAUCUAUAUAUAAAUAUAUACACACAGUAUAUGGUUUGGCCACUAGAGGGCCGGGAAGAACAGACUGAACUAAAAGGCGGAGGUUUGUUUGAAAUGGUACCGCGGCCUGAAUGGUGGGACGACUAAUGCUCUUCUCCCAUCUUACGAGUGAUUACAGCCUCGCGCGUGAUUUCUGUUUCAGCUCGUGUGUCUCGCUUUGCGUUGUAGAUGAGUCUAAGGCUGUGAGAUAUGACUAAAUAAAUAAAUAAAUUUGAUGAUGCUUUGAUCAAAUAUCUGCAAAAACAAGGAAACGAAAAAAGGUUUUAAAGACGAAGUACAAAAUGUUAUCAGGAAACAGUUGGCUUCCAUUGAUGGUAAUUUAAAAAAAAAAAUUACAAUCACAUAAUAGUGUGGUGAAAUUAUUAUUAUUAUAUCAGCAUCACUCAGUCCUAGACAUUAUAGCCCUUACAUUCAAAAAUGCUUUCCGUUCCUUUUUUUUAUCAUCUGUUGCUAAUUAAUCAUUCAUCAUUCCUCUCUCUCAUUCUCUCAUCUCUCACUUUUUCUGUUUUUCUUCUCCUUGCCUCUCUUUAGUUAAUCCUGAUCAUAUACCACUCCCCCCCCCUUGUUUAACCGUGAACUGGAAUUAUUAUUGUUAUUAUUACUUGGCAGACGGCAGAGUAAAAUGAAAAUGGUGCAUGAUUGUGCGACACGAUUAGAAAAUGUUAACUUAUCGGGGAGAAUUAAAGAAAAGUCUGAACGUUACCUGCGUGGACUUUGAGUUCAGACUCGUAUUUAUUUGUUUGUCAAUGAAGGAUUUAGUUUGUUUGCACUGAACCCUCUGUUAUUGUUUUAUUUUUUAUUAGGUUGUUUGUUUGUUUGUCUUGAAAGCACCACUAAUAUUUGAUUCUCGUUGUUCUUUCCGAUGUUAACGAAUGACGUUCAGUAGCAUUAACGUCCGAGCUCGUCAUCUUCAGGGCUCGAAUUGCAUCGAUGUACAGUUUGUUAAUUUAACCAGAUGAGCAGUUAUAUUGUGUAUUAUUUCUGCUCUUCAUCCUGUUUUAGAGAGCGUGUUAUUGUUAGUUUAUUAUUUUUGUUAUUUUCUAUGCAAGAAUCCAGAGGCCUGCGUGACUGGAAGUGAAAUGAAUUUUUAAAGGAAAACCGAGGAUAUAUUUUAGUCAUUUCUUUUGUCUGUGUGUAUGUGUUUUGUUUUAUUUUGUUUUAUUUUCGCACAUUUUCUUUCCCAACAUUUCAGAGAAUGAAACCAAGCAGACGCAUUUUUAUUUAUUUAUUUUUUUUUACUCUUGAAUUUCAACAGAUAUGACAGUAUUUAGUGCCUGCAAAUGCUGGUUUACUUUCUCACGCUUUACGUGAACAGACUUGCUUGACGUUCAGCAGAAAUGUUUGCUACAAGGCUAACACGGCUAACGAUUAACGAGAGAUCUAACGAGAGAAAUCCCAUGAAGCGUAAACAUUUCACACGCUGUUCGUUAUUUUAUUCUUUAAUAAACAAUGUUGUAAAGACAGUCCUUUCAAGUUUUUUUUUUUAUGAUGUAUUGUAAUUAAAAGUAGAUUUCUGAGACGGGGCUUAAGGAGCGAAUGAAACUGUGUGGUGUUUAGUGUGUUUGAAUAGACCCCUGGUGUGUUUCUCCUUGCUUAGACAGGUUAGGACACGGCAACCAGAUUACAACUAGUUCAAGAUGAUCCACGUCACAGCGGUGAGAAAAUGAUUCGACUCGGGCAAGCUGUUCAUCGUUUUUUGUUUUUGUUUUUAUGUAUGAGCUGCUAAACCUAUCUAAAGGACAGAGCUGUAGCACUACCUUGUGUAAAACCUUGUGUUCUCUACAGAUCUGGACCGAAAAAGAAACAUCACAUUACAAACACAAAUGUUUUUAAAUAAUUCCUUCACUGGAGAUGAAUAAACAAUUAUAUUAUUAUAUACAAGCCAAAUAUAUAUAUUAAGUUUUGCUCUUUAACAGAAUACUGUGUAGAAAAAAAAAAACACCUUAAACAAAGCAUUUAAAGCAGAUGAUCAUCCGUUGCAUGUCAAGUCAGCUUUGAAGCAAACACUUCCUGCCUGUUUGACCAGUUCAGAUUUUUUUCUUUAUCUAUUUCUGUUAGAUUGUUUUUGUUUUUUGUGUUACACCCCAUUUCUUAGCAUACUUUUUAUUUUUAUUUUAUUAUUUUUAUGAUUACUAUUUAAUUUGGGUUUGGAGGUUUGAGCCAGUACUGUAGAACUAUACAAUGAUACAAUGGGAGGUGUUUAUUUUUAUUAUUUUUUUUCCUCCUGCGUUGAUGAACCACUGGAACAUUUCAGUGUACAGACAUUUCUAAAACAACUCCUCCUCCUGAGGCACUCCGCAGAAUUACGCAAAAAAAACAAACAAACUGAACAGCACUUUGGAAACUGGACUGUACUGUCAGGAGACUCUGAGAAGUGAUGUCGUGCAACUUGUUGAUCUGACAUGCAAGAUGAUGUGGCUUUUUUUUCCCCCGCUUGUGGUCUUGUUCUGUGGUGCUGCGUCAUUCCUCACCUCUAGGUGAUGCUGUGCUUUGUCUUUUCAAUCUAAAAAGGUUGCCCGGGGUAACUUUGGCACGGACUGGGCUUUGUAACACAGGUUUGUGGCCCUUCUCUACUCCUUCUCUACUCCUUGGUGUCAUAACGACAUAACAUUUCUGAAGUUUGUAUUAGGAGAUGUUGAAGAUGACUGUAGACUUCAGGGGCAUAGUUGACCCACAAGGCAUUGCUACAGACAAAGAACAACUAACAGACCUGCUUAAGUGUAAAAAAAAGAUGCGAAACCGAGACAAGGUGUUCACAACUGAUUGUCUCUCUCCAGGGGUUCUCGAGGGAGUUUAAUGAACGGUCUCGGCACACGGGGUGGUGUGUCUAUGCAAACCCUUAAAACCCCAGACUGACUUUUAUGAAGCAAGCACAUGCUUUCAUUGUUUUUCUUGAAGGAAAAAAAAAUGAAUAAGAGAAGAAAAGAAAAGAAGUGUGCCAUGCCUGGUUGGGCCACUAGAGGGUGCAGAGGAACAGACUAAACUUUCGAAAUGGUACUUUCCUCAGAAUUGUCUGGGUUUGGUGAUUAUUUUGUGACUGAAUAUGCAAAAACAAACUAAAAUAAUCAUUAUUCAGUUUUAAACCUCUAUAGUGUAUCCAAACGGUCUGGUUUCUGAUUGUUGGGGUUGAGGAAAUUCAGAGUCCAUGCAUUUCAGAGGCUUUACAAUGUGUUAUUUACAUAUUUAUCUAAUGUCUUGUCUUAUUUUUUUAUUUUGUUUAAUUUUUUUCAUCUCGCUACAAGAACCAGCAACCCUUUGUAAGAAACGCCCCGUGUUACCAUUGGUUUAAGACUAAAAUGUGGAACUUUUGUAAUAAUAAAAAAAAAAGCCACACACAGUGUUAGAUGACUACACACCAUGCUUUUAGUGCUAGAGUGGUCACGUGACCCUGUAGAUGAUUAGUGGACUCCACCACCGUUACAGCGCCUUCCUGGUGUCUAAGCACUGUUUUUGUUUUACUGAGGAAAAAAAAAAUCUAUUUGUUAAUGUUACAUGUUUCCAGAAUAGUCGAUGUCCCGAUGUUACUCUCUUGUAUUUGCGAUGAGCUUUUAAACACUCUGUAUCGCAAAUAUAGCGUAUUAAUAUUAAAUACUACUGACUUUUUUUCCGCACAAAUAAGAUUUAUGUCCCUUAUCUUUCACACUUUAAGUGGUCUGUCUAGAACCUUUUAAAUAAACUACCUUUAGAGAACAAAAGUACUUAAACUGCAUUAUGAAUGUGGCAAAGAUUAUCUGGUCCAAACUCCUUCCCUGAGGCAUCUCCAAUCUAACACCAAAAACACUGGGAUUAAAAAACGUGUAUAUUUAUCCUGAAUGUUGUAUUAAUCAGCACAUGCCUGGUGUUCACACCUAAAAUGUUAAAGAACAAAAAAGCAAGAACUGAAACGGGUUUACGUGGCUGAUCGGAAAUUCACCCCCUCGCUCAGUGUUUCUUGGUUCUUUUUUUUUGUUUAAAGUCGUUUCUUUUUACCUUUUCUUUUAUCCUUUUUUUUUCUAAUCAACUAGUCUUCUUUAAACUCACCUUGUCAUGUCUUUUUUUUUUUUUUUUUUUAUACCAAGCCUUGAAAAUAGAAUUAAGUCAUAGCUCAUCAUUCCUUAACUACAGAAAAGGAAAAUGUACACAGUGUAUUUAAUAAAUCAUUGCGAUAACAAUGAUGAUAAAUUGUGAUGAAUAAUAAACCGUAAUAUAUUAAAUCCUGAAA
This is a messenger RNA of Clarias gariepinus (North African catfish), 7949 nucleotides long. RefSeq names its product TBC1 domain family member 10B-like. The coding region runs from base 479 to 3334 and encodes 951 amino acids. Lineage: Eukaryota; Metazoa; Chordata; Actinopteri; Siluriformes; Clariidae. The record is from RefSeq and is a predicted model, not a curated record. The transcript has 10 exons.